AUGAAGUCUUUUGCUGCUACGCUCGGCCUCGCGACCACCUUCGCGAGCGUUAUCAACGCACACAGCGUUUUCACCACCUUGUUGAUCGACAAUGUCGAUCAGGGCGACGGAACUUGCGUCCGCAUGCCUAAUGAUCCUUCUACCGCCACCGACCCCAUCGCGAGCAUCACCAGUACCGACAUGGCCUGCGGCAGGGAUGGAGAGAACGCGGUUGCAUUCACAUGCCCGGCAUCUGCUGGAAGCAAGAUGACCUUUGAAUGGCGUCUUAUCCCCGACUACUCGUCUCCUGGCAGCAUCGACAAGUCACACAAAGGGCCUUGUGCCGUCUACCUGAAGCAGGUGGCCGACAUCAAGUCCACACCCGCCGCCGGUCCCGGCUGGUUCAAGAUCUGGGAUGAUGGGUAUGAUGAAAAGGCAGGCCAGUGGUGCACGGAGAAGCUCAUUGCCAACAACGGCCUGAUGUCGGUUCAGCUCCCUACUGGUCUCCCUGGCGGCUACUACCUCGUCCGCCCAGAGCUUUUGGCCCUGCACGAAGCCGACAAGGGCGAUCCUCAGUUCUACACCGGCUGUGCUCAGAUCUUUAUCGAUGGACCAUCGGGCACCCUCGAGGUCCCGGCUGAGGACUCGGUCUCCAUCCCUGGCUACGUCCAAAUGGGCCAGAAGUCGGUCAGCUUUAACGUCUGGCAGAACCCGCUGGACCUGCCGUACCCUAUUCCUGGACCCAAGGUGUUCAACCCCAUGUCCUCGAACGGCGCCGCGCCCAAAGCUGUCUCGAGCCAGACGUACGACAAGGCGGCCGUCGGCGUCGUACCGGACAACUGCCUGCUCAAAGUCGACAACUGGUGCGGCACCGAGGUUCCCUCGUACAGCAAUGCCAACGAUUGCUAUGCCUCUGCAGACGCCUGUGAUAAGCAGCUCAAGGCAUGCUACGCAGGCGCCGGGCCCACUGGCUCGGCUGGUUGCAAGCUCUGGGAGGCCAAGUGCCAAGGAAUCCAGGGCACCUGCGCGUCUGGCAGCCCCAGUGGCCCACCGAACGCUGGUGCUAAGCUCCAGAGUCCUGAUCGCCAGCUUCCCGGCCCCAUUCCCAAUGCCGAGGAUGUCGUCAACACCGUUGUCGCAUCUGUGCUGCCGGCUGCCAGCGCUGCCCCUCCAGCCGCCACUCUUGCUCCUUCUCCUGCUCCAGUUGCUGCUGCUCCAGUCGUCAAGGCAGCUCCCGCUUCUUCUCCCGCCCCUGUUGCUGCUGCUCCAGUCGUCAAGGCAGCUCCCGCUUCUUCUCCCGCCCCUGUUGCUGCUGCUCCAGUCGUCAAGGCGGCUCCAGCUCCUUCUGCCUCGGCAGCCCCGGUGCAGCCAGCCAAGGUUGCGCAGCCGGUGCAGCAGGCCGUCAAGCCCGUUGCUGCUGCCGCGCCCGCGCCAGUCGUUACGACCAUGGUGACAGUUUACACGACGGUCUUUGAGGGUGCACCUGGCCCGGCAGCCACCAACUCGCCCCAGAAGACGACCGAGCACGUCAAGAGCACCAAGCCCGAGGGUGGAGCCAAGCCUCAAAACAACAACACCAAGCCCAGCGGCAAGUCCAAGUCUGUCCACCCCAUGAAGUCCGAGGCUCAAGGGACGCCCCAGGGCGAUCUGAAGGUCUCGCUGACGGGCCAGUGCGGCGCCGCGUCCGGUCUGACGUGCAAGGGCAGCGCAUUUGGCGAGUGCUGCUCAAAGUCGGGCCGGUGCGGUUCCAGCAGGUUCCACUGCGGUGCUGGCAGCUCCAGCACGCGAGGAUGCCAGGAAAACUAUGGCGUUUGCAAGGGCAACGACGGCGGCGCAGUCGCCCCCGCCCAGAACGGUGUCUCGGCCGCCACCACCCAGGCCAGCGAUAACCAGGGGACUGGUAGCCAGUUCCAGCAGACUGCAGUCAGGAAAAUGCUUGACCAGUUGACCAGUGGACUCCAUUUCUUUUAG
Molecule: messenger RNA, 1950 nt
Organism: Pyricularia pennisetigena
Lineage: Eukaryota; Fungi; Ascomycota; Sordariomycetes; Magnaporthales; Pyriculariaceae
Exons: 1
Coding region: 1-1950 (649 amino acids)
Molecular function (GO): chitin binding
Source: RefSeq, a predicted model, not a curated record